GUUUUGGUUUCAAGAGAAGUGGAUCGGUCGACAUUUUAAAAAUAGACCGAGAUAAGGAGAAAACGGGCUCAUUUAUGCAGUGAAAAAGGCCUUUAUUUUCCGUUUUAAGCGUGUGUCGUGCACGGGGGUCUGAUCAAACCGCUUCUGGAUUCUUCUGCUGAGGUACAAAUAAGAUGAGUAGCCAGUACCAGCGCAGCGUCCCAUUUGAGGUCCGGAGAUCGGAAGGGGAGAGAGUUCGAGCCAAACAUCCGGACAAAAUUCCAAUUAUUGUGGAGAGAGCCGCUCGGUCUCGCGCUCCUGAGCUCGACAAGAAGAAAUACCUCGUUCCCUCAGACCUGACAGUUGGCCAGCUGUGUUUCCUCAUCAGGCAGCGAGUGUCCAUGAGGCCAGAAGAAGCGCUCUUCUUUUUCGUCAAAAAUUCCCUCCCUCCUUCCAGCUCCCCUCUUUCCGUCGUAUACGAGGAACACCACGAGGAGGACCUGUUCCUGUACAUGACCUACAGCAACGAGAGCGUGUACGGCGCCUGAGAGAGGAGACGAAGGAGCCGCAGUGGGAGCAAGAGGGAGAGGACGGGGCCUGGAGGAUGAGAAAGGGGGAGGGACAGAGGGAGGGAGGCGGCGGAGGAAGAAACGGAGGGGAGUUUUGAGGUGUUAACUGUGUUGCCACUAUUCUACCGCGUUUGAGGGGCAUCGCACAGCGCUGUGGCUUAUUCGUGUGUUUUGGGGCAGCCCCGGGUGUUCGACUAUACUCAACUCUAUGACGGCGCAGCAUUAAAGCAUUCUGGCUUAGAUAUGAGCGAUGGAGUGAGAGGCGGUGACUUAAAGGAGCACUUCAGUGUUUUUCGCCCUGAUCUCUGUCUGCCGCCUGUGAACCGCACUACCGAUUACCAGUGAUUCAGAUCCGUUUCACUGUUCUUAGAAAAGAGACUUCAGAACUAGUGAGUGGUAGAAGCCAGUAGGCAGAUGCUCAGUUCUGUCGGUAAACGCACUUAAAACAAAGCAAAAAGCUUAACGGCGCUAUAGAAUCCCUCAGGCGGACGAAUUUGUCUGAGGUGUGUGUGUAAUUUGUGCUUUCAGAGAUUGGACUAGUUUUCCAGGGGGCAACAUUUGUGGCAGUUUAUUCAGGCGAGGCUGAAAAAUACUCAUGUUCCUUUCAAAGAGGGCAAGCAGAGAGGGGGACCGUGUAAAGACAGCGGCGCCGCACAAAAGUGUUCAUACUUUCAUGACUCUCUCCCAGGAGGGACUCAUCUGUAUUUAAUGCAAAUAGUAUUUUUUUGUAAAGUUAUGAAAUACCUUUUGUUCAAAUAAUGAAUAAAAACGUAAUACUGAA
Pygocentrus nattereri (red-bellied piranha) is the source of this 1329-nucleotide messenger RNA. RefSeq lists its product as uncharacterized. Gene Ontology annotation, cellular component: autophagosome membrane; autophagosome; cytosol. The coding region runs from base 174 to 527 and encodes 117 amino acids. The transcript is spliced from 5 exons. Lineage: Eukaryota; Metazoa; Chordata; Actinopteri; Characiformes; Serrasalmidae. Gene Ontology annotation, biological process: macroautophagy; cellular response to nitrogen starvation; autophagosome assembly. The record is from RefSeq and is a predicted model, not a curated record. Gene Ontology annotation, molecular function: GABA receptor binding; ubiquitin protein ligase binding.